UCUGGAGUGAGAACCUGGAAGAAGACAGAAGACUGGAACCUGUUCUUGUUUUCCCACACCACAACUUUUUAUUUAGACCUUUUUAAAAACCUGAACAAACUACGUGGACCAGGAGGAAACACAGCAGACCCCCUCAGUUGUCGGGCAGAAUCCCCCUUUACCCAGGGUCGUGACCACGUGUUUCCGGUUGGUGGUUCUGGUUGCCAUGACAACCUGUUGUCAACACUGAGCGGGUUAAAGAUGGAGAACAGCCCCGCAGCUCGUUUCAACGACUCAGUGACUCAGUUUAAAACCUAUGAAGACUAUCUGGACUCCAAAGUGACGCCGACGGACAUAUUUUACCUCAAAAGCCGAGAGUUGGCCCGGCGGCUGGUGGAGCACGGCCACAAGGGCUCCGUCCUCACCAGGGACCAGUUUCAGGACAAGAGAGCAGCUGCUCAGGCUGCAGACGCUGCAAGGAGCGACUCUUUCUACUGCAGGAGCCGCCCAACGACACUGGCAAGUGCAGGAAAAGAGCUCAAAGAUAACUUCCUGAAGGCCCUGGCGGAGCGCGAGGAGGCCAACCGCACUGGGAAAAUGACUUCGGUCAUUUUCAUAAGGGAUCAUAAUCCUCUUGGACAGGAAGUAUCUGGCUAUAUAGACUACGCCCACAGACUCAAGACCCAAGAUUUUGAAGCGUAUUUCAGCGGAAAGAAGCGUCUGAUGCCAGGACGCUCCGAUUUAUGCUACUACAACUGGAAGACUCAGGUGUCCACGUCCAACUCCAGCCCAAACUUUGAAGUGAUUUAUGACGACCCCAACGGCCUUCUCUUCAAGAACAAGAGGGACAAAAAGACCCUGAACGUGGACCCCUUGUCCGGUGCCGGUGAGGACUCCAGCAGGACGUUGGUCCCGUCGGAGCUCUACGUCCAUGUCGUCAUCUACGACCACAGCAUCAGGACGCUGUGACUCCAGAGGCUCUAAUCUAACUGAGUCGCUGCAGUCGACCAUCAUUUACAGACUGCUGCCCUCAGAUGAUGUUUCCAUCUGGUGGAGGAGCUGCAGGGAACAACACAUCUUUAAAGUGGAGAUUCACUGAGGAAGAAGUGGAGCGACUGGUGGGACGACUGGUGGGACGACUGGGACGUCUCUU
Molecule: messenger RNA, 1132 nt
Organism: Centropristis striata (black sea bass)
Lineage: Eukaryota; Metazoa; Chordata; Actinopteri; Perciformes; Serranidae
Gene: cfap299
Product: cilia and flagella associated protein 299
Exons: 7
Coding region: 241-948 (235 amino acids)
Source: RefSeq, a predicted model, not a curated record